AUGCUGAAAUCAACACUUGCCACCGUGUUGCUCUGCCUCGUGAGCUCCGCAUGGACAGCAGAGGAUUUUGAAGAUGCCGGUGCUACUGGUCGUGGCCCCAGAAUUGUGGAACAAAAAGCUGCUUCUGGCUGCAAGCAAGAAAAAAGCUGGCAAGUGUGUUCAGAUGAGGACUGGGGUCCCAAAUGUCCUUCUGGAUGCAGGGUUCAAGGCUUAAGUACCCAAGCUGACAAAGAAUUUAGCAAGAGAAUUGAUGUCAUUAAACAGAAACUAAAAGAUGGAGAAAGCAACUAUAAAAGUAUUGACAUCAGAACCAAGGAGACAUAUGAGUUCAUUAAAGGAAAUCUGGUUUCAGCACAACAGACCGAUGGCGCAUAUAACCAGGUGACUGAAAACCUUAGGAGAAAAAUUGAUUUCUUGAAAACAAAAGUUACCACUCAGAUAGACAGAAUCAAACUGCUGCAAAGAAACAUCAGAGACCAGGUGGUGGAAAUGAAGCGCCUUGAGGUCGAUAUCGACAUUAAACUCCGUUCAUGCAAAGGAUCUUGUGCAAAGGGCGUUGACUAUAAUGUGGAUCAUGAGAGCUAUGGAAAUAUCCAGAAACAGCUCUUGCAAGCUGAAUCUACUGAUCUGAAACCAAAUACCAAUGCUAUACCUAUGCUGAAGAUGAGACCAAUUAAAGAUGCUCCCUUGGUUGAUUCACGAUACAAGACACUUGCCCAAAACAAAGAGCUAUAUCCCAUUUUCAGUGAAAUUGGACAAUUCCAAUUUGUGCUAGAAGGGAAAAGAAAAGAGGUAAGUGGACAAGCAGUGUCCACUUCAAGUGUAUCUCAUGCCUCUGGUAGCAUAAAAGAGCAACCCUCCCAAACUUCCACAUUUGUUAUUUCUGGGGUUAAACAGCCAGUAAAAGUAGCUGGGGGAGAUAAGACAACCGUCACAGGUGAAAGUCGAGUUAUUACAUGUACUAAAACCAUAACAAAGAAAAUAGUUCAUGGGCCAGGUGGACCUAGGGAAGAAGUUUUUGAAACAACCAGUGGAGAUGAGUGUGAGAAAUUAGAAGAGCUGAAGAAAGAAGGAAAGGGUGAGCUUGAUGCUGAUGGCACAUACAAUGUGCGAAUAACUGGAAGUGGCAGUACAGGAGGUGCCUUCGUCCCAUCUUGGGAAGAUUUUCUUAGUGGUAAACAGGUCGGUGAUAGCAGCUUUUCUACUGGCAGUUCAUCCUCUAAAACGCAGAGUUCAUCCUCGAAAACUCAGAGUUCAUUCACCAUUGGAGAUGAUGAAUUUGAUGAUUUUAGCCAUACAGACCUUGGUCCUCCUAGUUUCACGCCAAUCAAAUCACAAAGCUCAUCUGGCUCCACCACAUAUUCCAAGACUGUGGUAAGCAGCAGCAGCGGAACCACAAAGGAUGGAACCGAGUGGGGUACUAAAUUCAAGAGUGGGCCAGUAUUUGAAGAUCUUGGUCCAAUACAAGUUGAAAACAGUGAAGAAGACACGCCUGAUUUUAAUGCCCGCAGUGUGCAAGCAGGAGGAAGGAAACAAAUGUCAAGUACCACUGGAAGGGACUGUGCUGAUAUCCUCCAGAAACACAGUUCUGGUGGCAUAAGUGGCAUUUUCAAAAUCAGGCCAGAGGGAUCCCAAAAAGAGCUUUCAGUGUAUUGUGAUCAAGACACCCAGAUAGGAGGAUGGCUUUUGAUUCAACAGAGAGAAGACGGAUCUGUGAAUUUUAACAGGACAUGGCAAGACUACAAGCAUGGAUUUGGAUCGGUGGAUGCAAAUGGGAAAGGAGAACUAUGGCUGGGAAAUGAAUAUAUACACAUGCUGAGCCAGAACGAGACAGUUUUGAGGCUUGAGUUAGAAGACUGGUCUGGGAAGCAGGUUUAUGCAGAAUAUAUCUUCAGCUUAGGAUCAGAAUCAGAGGGGUAUGCUCUUCAUGUUAGUACUUAUGAAGGUUCGGCAGGGGAUGCUCUCACAGAAGGCUCUAAAGAAGACAGUGAAAACACCUCUCAUAAUAAAAUGAAUUUUAGCACAUAUGACAAGGACAAUGACAAAUGGGAGGAGAAUUGUGCAGAAAUGUAUGGGGGAGGGUGGUGGUACAAUAACUGCCAAGCUGUCAAUCUGAAUGGGAUUUACUACACUGGAGGCCAAUAUGAUCCCAGGAAUAAUGCCCCCUAUGAGAUUGAGAAUGGGGUUGUUUGGUUGUCCUUCAAGCCAGAUGAUUAUUCUCUAAAAACUGUGAAAAUGAAAAUACGGCCUGUUGACACAGAUGCAUAAUAACAUUUUUUGUACAAUACUGCACUCCCCACAAUAUCACUGUAUUAUGUGUUUUUUUUUAUAUUCUUGGCUUAAUGUGAAGACACUGUAACUGAGAUGAAAACUAAAUGACUUACAUUGA
Molecule: messenger RNA, 2389 nt
Organism: Nanorana parkeri
Lineage: Eukaryota; Metazoa; Chordata; Amphibia; Anura; Dicroglossidae
Gene: FGA
Product: fibrinogen alpha chain
Exons: 6
Coding region: 1-2268 (755 amino acids)
Biological process (GO): blood coagulation; platelet activation; protein polymerization
Cellular component (GO): fibrinogen complex
Molecular function (GO): signaling receptor binding
Source: RefSeq, a predicted model, not a curated record